GACUAAGCUAGUCAGAGAAAGAAGACAGGAUAAGAACCGUAACCCUGUGUCAUAGGGCUGCAAAGGCACUAUCGGGGAGAGGCUUUUGAGAGAGAUACGGGUGAAGCGGAUCCUUUAAUGUACUAUGCUAGGUGGCAUAAAGAGUCUCUUUCUCAGUGCAUUUUGUUCCUGCUGUUUGUUCUGUCUGUUGGUAGUGGUUUUAAAAAAUUUCUUUGUAGGCCCGUGAUCUACGACCACCCUGAUCUACGAUCAGCCUGCUUAAGAUCUACGACCAACCUAACCUCCUCCUUACUUUCCGUGGAUUAGCUAGCCGCCUUACUUAGUGAAAGUGUCUCCGACUCAACCAAUACAAUAGGCGGGUCUUCUUCAGUCCGCUUGGAAAGCUAUAUUAUAUCUUCAACCAAAGUACCCGGCGCUUGACUGAAACUAGGAAUGCUAGAAAUGGUGGAGUCGUGUUGUGCUGGUUCUAGGCCUGCGUUCCCCCCAAGUGAACGGGUUAGCCUCCCUUUUCAUUCAGGGCAUCAUAUUCACGUGGGGCAAUCCAUGACUUAUAGUUAACAUUGAGCUGCCUCCCUUUCGGAAUCGGGGUAUACAUAGGAAUGAGUUCAUAAGCCACCCUUAUACUCCUCUCAUUUUGAAUGCGUCACUGAUCUACGACCAACCUUUAUGAAGAGCUAGCUGAGGUAAUCCGAUAGGUCCCAAUUCAAUAGGGAUUAUAAAGAUUAGAAAGACUAUCCUUUCUUUACACUGAUCUACGACCAACCUUGCUUCGGCUUUCUUACUCAGAAGAGGCUUAAGAGGGGCCAGCUAGACGAAAGAAAGAUGCUAGUGGGAUUAAGGAGAAGACCUCUUGCUAGGUCCGAUAGGACGCAAAGGCAGGUUUCAGUCUUUCUUCUAAGCAAAGGCAAGUUGCUUAAAAGCUCUUAGAACCGCUCCCGGUAACCACGUUUUGAGUUCCCUGCUCUGGAAGCGGAAAGCGGAAAUGGAAGCAGAUCAGUAUCGAGUGAAUGGAUACUCUGAGAUAGAACGAGAAAAAUGGAAUUUGAUUAAUUCAACUUAUAAUACUUUGGAACAAUUAGAAAAUUACAAAAAUGAAACCAUUCAUUUUGAACAACAAAGAGCGAUUAAUCAAGUCCGACAACGGGUUUUGCAACAAGCCUUACAAGGAGCUCUAGGAACUAUCAAUAGUUGUUUGAACAAGGAAUUACAUUUACGUACUAUCAGUGCUAAUAUUGGCAUGUUUGGGUCGAUGAAAGAAAUAAGAAAUAACUGAUUAGUCCUUACUACUGUAGGCAUUAUUUUUUUUUUUUCUUUCCAAAAAAGAAUUAAGAAAUAUUCAUGGUAACCAUCCGAGCCGACGAAAUUAGUAAUAUUAUCCGUGAACGCAUUGAACAAUAUAAUAGAGAAGUAAAGAUUGUAAAUACUGGUACCGUACUUCAAGUAGGCGAUGGCAUUGCUCGUAUUCAUGGUCUUGAUGAAGUAAUGGCAGGUGAAUUAGUAGAAUUUGAAGAAGGUACAAUAGGCAUUGCUUUGAAUUUGGAAUCAAAUAAUGUUGGUGUUGUAUUAAUGGGUGACGGUUUGAUGAUACAAGAGGGAAGUUCUGUAAAAGCAACAGGAAGAAUUGCUCAGAUACCUGUGAGUGAGGCUUAUUUGGGUCGUGUUAUAAAUGCCCUAGCGAAACCUAUUGAUGGUAGAGGUGAAAUUUCAGCUUCUGAAUCUCGGUUAAUUGAAUCUCCCGCUCCAGGUAUUAUUUCGAGACGUUCCGUAUAUGAGCCUCUUCAAACAGGGCUUAUUGCUAUUGAUUCGAUGAUCCCUAUAGGGCGUGGUCAACGAGAAUUAAUUAUUGGGGAUAGACAGACCGGUAAAACAGCAGUAGCCACAGAUACUAUUCUCAAUCAACAAGGGCAAAAUGUAAUAUGUGUUUAUGUAGCUAUUGGUCAAAAAGCAUCCUCUGUAGCUCAGGUAGUGACUACUUUCCAGGAAAGGGGAGCGAUGGAAUACACUAUUGUGGUAGCUGAAACGGCGGACUCGCCUGCUACAUUACAAUACCUUGCCCCUUAUACAGGAGCAGCUCUGGCUGAAUAUUUUAUGUACCGUAAACGACACACUUUAAUUAUUUAUGAUGAUCCCUCCAAACAAGCACAAGCUUAUCGUCAAAUGUCUCUUCUAUUACGAAGACCACCUGGUCGCGAAGCUUAUCCAGGAGAUGUUUUUUAUUUGCACUCACGCCUUUUGGAAAGAGCCGCUAAAUCAAGUUCUUCUUUAGGUGAAGGAAGUAUGACUGCUUUACCAAUAGUUGAGACCCAAUCGGGAGAUGUUUCGGCUUAUAUUCCCACGAAUGUAAUUUCCAUUACAGAUGGACAAAUAUUCUUAUCCGCCGAUUUAUUCAAUGCUGGAAUCAGGCCUGCUAUUAAUGUGGGUAUUUCCGUCUCCAGAGUAGGAUCCGCGGCUCAAAUUAAAGCCAUGAAACAAGUAGCUGGCAAAUCCAAAUUGGAACUGGCGCAAUUCGCAGAAUUAGAAGCCUUUGCACAAUUCGCUUCUGAUCUUGAUAAAGCUACUCAGAAUCAAUUGGCAAGAGGUCAACGAUUACGUGAAUUGCUCAAACAAUCCCAAUCAUCCCCUCUUACGGUGGAAGAACAGAUAAUGACUAUUUAUACUGGAACAAAUGGUUAUCUUGAUUCAUUAGAAAUUGGACAGGUAAGGAAAUUUCUUGCUGAGUUACGUAAUUACUUAAAAACGAAUAAACCUCAGUUCCAAGAAAUCAUAUCUUCUACCAAGACAUUCACCGAGGAAGCAGAAACCCUUUUGAAAGAAACUAUUCAGGAACAGAUGGAACGCUUUCUACUUCAGGAACAAGCAUAAAGAAAUUGAUCACUCUUAAUUCUUAGUCUAAUUAAUGAAUUUAAUA
Vitis vinifera (wine grape) is the source of this 2908-nucleotide messenger RNA. Its product is annotated as ATP synthase subunit alpha, chloroplastic-like. Gene Ontology annotation, biological process: proton transmembrane transport; proton motive force-driven ATP synthesis. Lineage: Eukaryota; Viridiplantae; Streptophyta; Magnoliopsida; Vitales; Vitaceae. The transcript has a single exon. Gene Ontology annotation, molecular function: proton-transporting ATP synthase activity, rotational mechanism; ADP binding; ATP binding. The record is from RefSeq and is a predicted model, not a curated record. The coding region runs from base 1339 to 2862 and encodes 507 amino acids.